UCUCGAAGUUUUUCUUCCACCUCCGCGAACAACGGCAUGUCCAAAGCCCAAUACGCUGAGAUGCGUUCGAACCCGGAGGCCUUUCGCGCUUAUUGGGACAAACGAGCUGCGUAUCACAUGAAGUGGCAUGAGGAUGCCACUUGGCGCGAGCACAUGAGACGAUACAAACGAAACUACAACAAAUCAAUGGACAUUGGCCCAGCCUAUAGACUGAGGGCGCUCACAAGACAUUUAUUGAUAUCAUAUCCAUGGUCUCGCGCCGGUCUUCCUUGGAAGCUCUAUCGGCCUGUUGUCACAUCUCAGCCAGUUGAACAUCAUUGCAGCGGAUGUGGGAUCACAAAGCGUACAGGAAUGAAGUUGUGGUGGCACCGAACAUUGGCGGGGUCUGACAUCUUCCUUUGCCACGGCUGUUUAUUCUCCAAAGGGGAAUGGGCCCGCGCAAUGCCAGAAGGUUACGAGGAUGUCAAGACAAUCAAGGGAUUUGUAGCGCGCAAGAAACAACUU
Messenger RNA from Aureobasidium melanogenum CBS 110374, 504 nucleotides. RefSeq lists its product as uncharacterized. The annotation marks the transcript as partial. The transcript has a single exon. NCBI's taxonomy places the organism in Eukaryota, Fungi, Ascomycota, Dothideomycetes, Dothideales, Saccotheciaceae. The record is from RefSeq and is a predicted model, not a curated record.